Molecule: messenger RNA, 1444 nt
Organism: Coregonus sp. 'balchen'
Lineage: Eukaryota; Metazoa; Chordata; Actinopteri; Salmoniformes; Salmonidae
Source: the annotation of a GenBank genome assembly
AUGGGCAAGGUGAGUAGGCAAAUGUACUUGUUCUUUUUUCAGUUGUUGACAGGUUUUCUGUUAUGAGGUAACUCUAAUAAUUAUUUUUUUGUCAACAAUUCGACAGGUUUGUCCUGUAGGCCUACGAAAGCCAUCCUUACUAGUGUAGAAAAGAUUCCCAGAGCCUUUCAAAUCAUGAUGUCCAUGUAUUUAGAAACAGUGUAAAUUAGACUUGUUAACUCAAAACACACUUUUCAGGUAUGGGAGUCCAUCCUGUGUGUCCACCCCACAAAUCCCUCAGCAAUCAGGAUGAUCCUGAGAAGGGUUGAUUUUCCAGGCUCAUCUCAGAAGGCUUUGUGUAGUCCCGUGCUGAUUGAGCUGUCCCAGAGUGCUGUACAGCAUGUGGAGGCCAAUGCCAGUCAUGACCUUUCCUGCCCCCUGACAGUGGAGCAGUUGAAGGCAAGGAAUCUUUACAUUCCUUGGUUGAAGGAUAGUCCUCCUGUCAAUCAGGAAGUGAGCCAGCUCAAGAGGCCUAAACUGUCAUGCCCCAAGUUGACCCAGCUGUCCCAGAGUGCUGUGCAGCAUGUGGAGGCCGGUGCCAAAGCCAGUCAGGUAUCCUCGUACCUUUCUUGGAAGAGGCUGAAGGAUAGUUUUAUUGCGGAACAGAAGAAGGUGAGCCAGCCCAAGAGGCCUGAACUGGUUCCCAGGAUCAGGGCCUCCAAGGACCCCAGCCCACUACGACAGAAGCAGCAGCGACAGAGGAAAAGGCCAGCCGAUGAGUUGGAUAAGGUGUCUGGCAGCAGGGGGUGCAUGAGAGCAGCCAAGAAGGACAUCUCUGGAGAUCUGGCCCAGCUCAAGCCUGGUCAGUCCACAGGAGACACCUGGAACAACACUAGGUAAAUAUCAUUACAGCUAAUACUGUAUUAUGGGAUUUGUAUGAUUUGUUAAUUUAAUGACCCAAUAGAAUUCAAUAGUUCUGAUUUCCCUUGAAGACUAGAAACAAAGGUAGGUCCCAUACUGUACAAUGAUAGACGAGUUGGCUAUAGUACAUACCAGUACAGUAUGGAACCAGGCCAGGAACAAGGUGUUAUGUCAGGCUGUGUUUGUAUUCUAUAGAGCUGAAGAACCUUGUCGUCUGGAGGUUAUGAAGAACCUGACAGGCCUGUGGGGCAGCACUGGGCAAGGCCAGCCUCAGCUGACUUCACGAGCCAACCGUCUCAGCCCCUGCCUGGCCCAGUACUUAGCCUCCACUGUCACACCGAGGACCUUUGACCUCCAGAUAAUGGGCAUGACCUCUGACCUAAUGGACUUCUUGGAUAUGCCCGAGGAGAGACUGUCUAUAGAGCUUUGGGACCUCGGGGAGGGCACAGGGGACCAGCGCUACAAAGCCAACUGGCAAUUCUCUGGAGAGCACAGCAAUGUGCUGAUGGAGGGAAUCUGGCUCCAGAACGAUGACAACUGGUGA